Molecule: messenger RNA, 1542 nt
Organism: Cutaneotrichosporon cavernicola
Lineage: Eukaryota; Fungi; Basidiomycota; Tremellomycetes; Trichosporonales; Trichosporonaceae
Exons: 5
Coding region: 1-1542 (513 amino acids)
Cellular component (GO): cytosol
Source: RefSeq, a predicted model, not a curated record
AUGGUCGACACUGACGCAUUGAGGGCGGCGCUCGAGACUGCAACAAACGACCUGGGGGCUGAGCGGAGCGUGCGUUCCCCCGCCUUUGCGCGAAUCAACGACGCGGCACGCUACGUCGCAACCCACCUGCACGAGCGAGAGGAAAUUGAAGCAGCCCUCCCAGUGUGGAAGCUGUGCGCGGGGUUGUGGCCUCUCCUUGCCGACGCGCUCAACCCAUCUGUCGACAAUGGGCCGGUGGAACUGGCAACGGCGCUGGCCAAGUUGGAGCGCAACAUGCUGGCAGGGAGCGUGAGCGCACAGGUGGACGCCUUGCCGAGUGAGCCGGAUAUCCGCAGGCUCAUCUUCAACGUGACGACGUUUGGGCGUAUCGAGGACCCCGAGUUUGCCGAGCUCCAAGGUGUCCUCUCCCAGCUGCUCUGCAAUCUCGUAUCGUCUCGUGGAGGAGCGGAAAGUGAGGCGCUGGCCGACAGCGUACUGGACACUUGGCUGAGUGGGCGGCGGGAAGACGACGUCCUCAUCCGCCUGCUGGACAGCGGGGACGUGCGCGCCAACACGGGCGUGCUCCGACUGCUGAUCAACCUCGCGACGCCAGCAAGGCAACCCCGUCUUGUCAAACCUCCGGCGCUGCAAUGGCUCGCGCGCAUCUUGAACCGACUCGACAGUUGGCAUGGUGACUCUGAAGCGCUCUUCGACCUCGCCGUGAUGCUCUUCGCCACCUUCUUCACGUCCGGUCAUCAGGCCGACCUCUACUCGGCUCUCGCAGUCACGGAAGAGACUGUGACGCCAUCGCAAGUAACACUGCUCAAGCUCCUCGACGCCUACCUCACCCGUCCACAUGUCAACCCAUCCCCCUCCCCCAGCUUGUUUGUCAUCCAGGCGUGGCGCGACACCGCAGCUUACGCAGCGGCAAGCAUGCGGUCAGGCAAGGAUGAUGCUCGCCUACCCUCCGUCCUGGCUGCGCUCGUACUGUGCACCGAGAUCCUCAGCACGGUUGUCCUCGCCGUACAGACACGGACCGACAAGAAGGAGGCAGAGGGCGGGGAAGAGGCCAUGGUUGCGAGCAUGAAAGGCCGCUCUGGUCCCAGCAUCAUCCCCCAACUCGUCGACGUCCUCGCAGCAACGCACGCGUUCCUCCCGCGCAUCAAGCCAACGCCCACAACGGCGGAGGAAAAUGCCACUGCCGCUGUGGGCCAAAUGAGCCAGCGUGAGAUUGAGCACGCCUUUGCCAACGUCAAGCGCGACCUUGUACGUCUGCUCGCUGUGCUGGCAUACAACGACACUGCUGUAGGCGACGACGUGCGCGCGGCCGGAGGAGUUCAACUCGUUCUGGGACUUUGCGAGACGGACGAGCGUAACGCCUACCUCCGCGAACACGCCCUCUUCGCUGUUCGCAACCUCAUGACGGGGAACCCAGCGAAUCAGGCUAUCAUUGCCAAGAUGGAGCCGCUCGGCUUGGUUGGCGAGGACGGCGUGCUCGGCCCACUGCCCGACAAGCUGAAGAAGAGUGAUGCGGCCGCAAAGAUGGCGGGUCGGGGAGAAUAG